Messenger RNA from Catharus ustulatus (Swainson's thrush), 2224 nucleotides. It is a transcript of the gene TMEM154, whose product is annotated as transmembrane protein 154. The transcript is spliced from 6 exons. Bases 1 to 729 code for a protein of 242 amino acids. NCBI's taxonomy places the organism in Eukaryota, Metazoa, Chordata, Aves, Passeriformes, Turdidae. The record is from RefSeq and is a predicted model, not a curated record.
AUGCUCCUAACAGCUAGCCUGCAGGCUUUUAAGGAUUCUGCUUCCAGCCAGACUGACAGGCGAGACCUGCCACAACAUGCAGCCAAGCAAGCCCUGGCCAUGACAAGGAAUAGCCCUUCUUACAGUAACCUGAAAUGUGGAGAGAGGAACAGUGCAGGGAUGAGCCAAGCAAUACAUGAGAGGAUCAUACAGACCACGUGGAGUGGCAUGACUACAGCACACAUUCUGUACCCUGGAAAUUAUGGAUCAGGAGAUGGAUUGAUGAUAAUACCCACUUUCACAGCAACACACCUUCCAGCUACGGGUCCUUCGACUGUGGAUGACCAUGAGCCAGUACUUGUAACUUCAAGCACUACUGAAAGCAGCUUUGAAACCCAGAGUUCUCCAAGUACUGAACUGAAUGCUGUGAAUGAUGAGGACAGCCUAGAAGCAGAACAGCCUAUCUUGAUAUAUAUUGUCCCUGUGGCACUGCUUGUCCUGCUGAUUUUGAUGAUCACAUUUUUUGUUAUGCAUCAUAAAACGAAAAAGUCCAAGCAAGAUGAGCUGGGAAGUGAAAAUGUAAAAAGCCCUAUUUUUGAAGAAGACACACCCUCUGUUAUGGAGAUAGAAAUGGAAGAGCUUGAUAAAUGGAUGAACAGCACAAACAAAAAUGGUGACUGUGAAUGUUUGCCUACUGUAAGAGAAGAAGAAAAAGAAUCAAUCACCAACCUAAGUGAUGGUGAAUCAUGAAGUCCUCAGGACAGCAAAGAACUGGCUAAAGGAAUGCAGCACACAAGCUCAUCACCCCCCAGAUAUUGGAAGAAUCGCAUUUAAAUAUAAUUAAUCUGCAUGCCUAUGCAAUGUUUCUCAAUUUACUUUUUCUAAACAGUGCACUGAUUUGCACAGGACUGACAGAGCAGCUCUGAGGACAGACAGGAGGCGAAAAACCUCUCAAACGAAUAGCCAGAAGUAACGCAGCCUACUGUGGGCACAGACUCUGUAGAGUGCUUUUUGGUUUUCAGAUAAAAGGCACUGUAGAAGUGAAAAGUAUUAUUUUGAGACUGGCUUUCAGUUUGUUAUCGUUACAGACGAGUGCCCUGGGCUAGGUCACCCCAUGUAACUCUUCUCCCUGCCCAGGGCUGUUCUCUAACCAUCUACUUCAGGAAUAUCCUACUUUAAAACAUUUCUUUUGUUAAAAAAAUGAGUGAGAUUGAAAAAUUGAACAAUUCAAUAGUCACAUUAAAUACAGAUUUAGAUAAGUAUCUGUUAUGCAUAACUACUUGGUCAAGGUUUUCAGAUGCAGGAGGUUUUCUGCUGCUUCUGUUUUCAAAUACUGAGCCUGCAAUAUCUCAAAGAUAUGGACUUCUAAGUGUGCCCAGUAAACUUUAGUUACAAUGAAAAAAAAUCAGACUCCUGUGAUACCUCAGGGUGGGAAUAUGAAUGCUGUCACUGUGCCCAUUGAUUUUAGAUAACACAUCUCUUAGGGAUGUAGCUUAAAUAUGUAACACAUAUGAAAGUGAAUCCUUGUCUGGACAAAGCUUCUCUUGCCUUAUUUAAAAUAGCAGAUUCAUAUUCUACCAUACCUUAUAUCCUACUUAUCUGUGGCAGUGUAUAUUGCAGCUUUUCAAUUGCGAUUUCAAACUAGCCAGCCUGCAAGCAGGCAGUUACCUGGGUGAGAAUCCCAGCUCAUCUAUUGGGUCCUAAGUGCAGAUGUAUCACUGGUUGAAGAAACGAGUGACAGAAAUAGUAACCAAUCACCUGUCUGUGCCAGGGAAAACGCAACCACCCUAUUUAAGGGUGGUGACAAACAACAAAGUUGCUCAAGGUUUGUUACAUGGAUCAAGACUGCUGGUGUCUCUGUCUCAGACCCUGCACCCCUCAUGGCAGCAGCCCAACUGAUGAAACAACUGUAACACCUACCCUCAUAUUCUAUUUAAAUAUGUAAUGCCUUCCCACUCAGUACAUGUUUAAUAUGAUCAGUUUUGUUUUUCCAGAAAAUAAUUCACCAAUAAGUUACCGCACAUAGCUUGAUUAAAGAGAGAAAACAAAUGUCCCAAGCCUCUGUGAUGGCAUCUAAGUAUCACUAACAGCUGACAAAUAUAGAGGAUGGUUCAGCUUUGUGAAUAAUUAAAGACGUGUCAAAAUACAGAAGGAAAAAGAUGUUUAAAGCAAACCAUAUUCCUUCAUUACUGAAUUUGACUUGAUUAGUAAUUCCCUCAAAGAAUAAAAUAUUUCUUCACUAUUC